GGCGUGCGCGGCGGGCAGGACCAAUUCAGCUGGGAGGACGUGAAGACCGACAAACAGAGAGAGAACUACCUAGGCAACUCGCUGAUGGCCCCGGUGGGCCGCUGGCAGAAGGGCCGCGACCUCACCUGGUACGCCAAGGGCCGGGCGGACGGCGCGGGACUGAGCCGGGAGGAGGAGCUGGCGGCCGUGAGGCAGGCGGAGCAGGAGGCGCUCAUGGCGGCGCUAGGUUACAAGAACGUGAGGAAGCAGCCCACCGGCCUGAGCAAGGAGGACUUUGUCGAGGUGUGUAAGCGGGAAGGAGGGGACCACGAGGAGAAGGGAGUGGACCGCCUCCUGGGCCUGGGGAGCUCCAGUGGCUCCGCAGGCCGAGUGGCGUUGUCCCGAGAAGACAAGGAGGCCGCCAAGCUGGGGCUCUCCGUGUUCACGCACCAUCGCGUGGAGAGUGGGAGGUCGGGGUCCUCCCCAGCCUCCUCCAGGAAGAAGCCUCGGUCGGAGGAGGAGAAGGCGGAGCCGGGCCCCGAGGGCCAUAGGAAAAGCAAAAAAGAGAAGAAGAAGAAGAAAAAGAAGAAGCACAAGAAAGAGAAGAAGAAAGAGAAGGCCCACAGGAGCAAGGGGGCCUCCCCCCGGCCCCCAACUCCUGCGGGGCCAGGGCGUCGGAGGCAAGACUCUGACUCCAGCUCCUCCUCGCCUUGCAGUAAGAGGCGGCGCCGCCACCACAGUGACUGAGGCCAGCCCUACGAGGCUGCCAGCCACUGUGCCCCUGCCCUGCAGCUGCUGUCAAGCUGCCCCUCGGGGGAGACCGCAGGCCUGGGGAGGCACCAGGGGCCUCUGGGGUGGCCACGUACAGCUACUUCUAUUUUUCUUUAACUCACUCUUUGUACUUAAAUAAAGUUAUUUUAAGGGGAAUAUUUCACACUCAA
Molecule: messenger RNA, 920 nt
Organism: Suricata suricatta (meerkat)
Lineage: Eukaryota; Metazoa; Chordata; Mammalia; Carnivora; Herpestidae
Gene: C6H1orf35
Product: chromosome 6 C1orf35 homolog
Exons: 8
Coding region: 85-726 (213 amino acids)
Source: RefSeq, a predicted model, not a curated record